CAUGGUUUUUUCACUUUUACGAUCGAUCGAGGAAGAAUACCUCUUCUUCUUCUUCUUCAAAGGAGGAUUUACCCUAGUACGGCGAACAAUACCUCCGGUGGACCGGAUUUAACCCUUGAAGAGCUGUAAAAAAUGUAAACAAAGCGAUGUCAUUCGAUGUUCAAGGCUACUAUUGCCAGGGUUAAUACCGCCAAUUAGAAGUGCUCGUUCUCCGGAAUCGUCCUUCAUUCAUACCGAAACGGCAUUGCUCUUAAUGCUUCCACGAAGAUUUUUAUCAAAAAAGUGUAUCGUUCCCACCGGUGCGAGUUACGACGCAUAAAAAUUGACCCCGGAGAUCUGUGUUCACCGUACAAGUCGUCAUGAGUGCCCGCGAUCGAAGCUCCUCCAACGACCGGUCCAGACGAGAUUCGAAGGAACGAUCUUCCAGCAAAUAUCGUCGUAGGUCACCCUCCCGGCCGCCAUCCCGACAGUCCCCACUUAUACAAGGGGACCGUGAAUCUAGAAAUCGGAACUCCGAUUGGAAUGCCAGGUCCUUCAAUUCACGCUGGGACAACCCCAAUCCAUCCAGUUCCAGAUUCAGUAGCUCCGAUUCCUACAGACGGAAAAAUGGAAGGGAGUGCGUAGGCAGUAGCUUGAACGACCCGAUAAACUCUACACAGUAUGCAUCUGGUAGUUACAACAAUAGCAGCUUUGCAACAGGGUCGGUGGCUACGCAACCAGGACUAUUUCACCCACAGUAUUAUGAUUUUGCGGCAGAUUCUACGAUGUUUCCGUUUCCCGGAUCUUUCAUGAACUAUGCGGAUUCGUCAAAGAAUGCUGUGUCCACGUGUACAAACGAGCUGAUCGAUCGGCUUAUAAUGGAUGAAGCAUACAGAAUGAUUUCGAAUGCUGCCCGCCCGAUGCAACCAACUUUGUACCCGUACCCUCCACCGAAUAUUGACCACAUCCAGCCGCAGUCUCGGAUAGCGGAAGUGGCGGAAAGAACUAGUACACCGCCUUCGAAUAUACCAUCAAUUGAAGUAGCUGAAAAACAUGAUAAUGAUUGUAUUUCUACAGAGAAACCUGUAGUACCAAACACAUCAGCCACUGAUUUGUCGUUGAGUGCACCAUCAACGAUCGGUGAACGGUCAAGAGUUUUAUUAGAACGGAGUGCUGAACAGGUUACUCGCAAACUAAUUGAUCAGCUAGCGACGAUGAACAAAUCAAACCUAAAGGAGAUGAUAAAUAAUCCUGGCAGUAAGUAUGAAACGGCGCUAAAAAACCAUGCCCGCAAUAAGCUGCGAGCAGAGAUCCGUCGCCAACUGAAGAACAUUAAUUUGACAACGACCUCCCGACCGGAUGAUGAAGUCGGAAAUUUUCGACCCGACGAAUCAAUCGAUGCUGACAAGAUACCAGACGCGCUAUUGCAACAGAUUGGACAGGUGUUGGACUUUGAGUUUUUUAAUCAGCUCGACCCAGAAACGGAAGAAACGGGGAACGAUCAUACACCGAUAGUCAUCGACAUCUCGGAUACGGUGGACAAGAUCGAUAAUAAGCCCAAAACGCUGUGUGCAGAAGUCGACGAUAUGACUAAUAGUCCGAAAUCUAGUUAUGGUUUUGUUCAUCUGCUCAGUGAUUCCGAUGUCGAUAUGGAUAAUACCGCCGAUAAAGCACUUGCUUUACCAUCAGUCGAAGCAAACGUAGUAUCUCGUCCAAAUGGAAUUAAUAAUCUUAUGUCAAGCCACGCUCUACAAUCAGUGACCCUAUCAUCUGAACUAUUGUCAGAAAUUAUUUCCACGGCGAAAAUUGUUGGAUGCACAUCCAAUUCCAAAAUGCAAGUACAUCCAACACAAUCCGCGCAGAACGUCGAGGCCCACAACGAGACCAUUUCAUUGUUAUCUGACAAACAGCAGAACUUAAAAAAGAUUAAAGAUCCUAUAUGUACACAAUCCCAAAACGAAUACAGUAGCAUGGCAUUCGAAAGCGAUAUUCCUCCAUUGUUAACACCAGACGCAAACCAGACGAAAACUGGUCAAAAGCUUAAUAGUAAAAAAACACUCAAAGUGAAAAAAGGGAUAUUAAGAAAUGAUGAAUCCAGUACAAUCGCGGAUAUAAAUGGUUCAGAAACAAAUAAUCGCAGGAAAAUCUUACCUAACCCUACGAAAGAUGAAGCACCAUCAGCUCACACCAUAUGCCCCUUAACAAACGAUGCGAAUAUCUUUUCGGUGACACCUCACAAGGACAAUGAGUUGCGAACGAAAUCACCUACCGCUGUGCCGAUAUUAUGCGUUUCAACGAACCCUUCUAAAGCAGCGGUUGGCAGCAAAAACGGUUCCCGUGGAAUUCUACAAGUUAAACCGAAUCUUGCAUCACGAAAAAGAACAGCACCAUUCAAUCGCAAACCUUCCGUCAGUAGCAUACCUACGUCAACGCAUGAUAGUGAACUUAGAACAAAAUCACCAACACCAGUAGCUAUCUCUUCGCUGUCCACGCGGGAAACCAUUCCGGAAUUUAAUUCAAAUUUAAGACCGUGGGACCGGCAUAACUCAAGACACUCAUGGAGCCGCUAUCCGGGAUGGCGUAACAAUGAGACAAUGAUCACGGACCCACCAAGAUCAUCAGUAGCUGGCUUUUUAUCAACGAAUGAUAAACGACUUGAUGCACGGGUUGGUGAUCAAUAUAUGUCUCUCGGUGGUUUCUCGCUAACGUACGAACAUCAGUCUUCGGAUAGACCAAUCCGCGGUAAAACACGACAUCCAUGGAUAGUGAAACCUAGUGAUAUUAGAGCAUAUCAUCGCAAUAUUGUACCGAGCAUUAACGGAAGCGAUGCGGAGAGCAUUUCCUCUGAUCAAUCUCGUCUUGCAGUUCAUCAAGGUGUGUCAGAAAUUUCCACCAAUCAUGCCGAAUCAUCUGAUACUUCUAGUUUAAAUGCAAUACACUGUUUGCAUUCAAACAAUCCAAUAGAAGGUGUAACUGGUUCUACAAACGGAACUAGAAAGCUUCCAUCGAAAGCUGUACUACCUAUCGUCGACGAUGAACCAUUGGCAAAAGAAAUGAAGAAUAUUAUAAAAGAGAAGUUACUUACCAGGCGCGACAAACUGCAAUCUCAUUCCCCCUCGCCAAAGACGGCUUAUGUGCUUGCUCCAUCGGACUCUCUUCUUCCGAUAGAAUCAGACCAAUCGUCUUCUCCGGUAGAAGAUGUACAGAAGGUUAAAAUAAUGCAAGUUGUGCAAACAAAUAGGCAAAACAGGCACAGUUGCUCUGCACCAGAAGAACCACUGAGUCAGCGAAAAAGAGAAGAAGUUUUGCCUACUGACUCUAGCGCAGGAAUUCAACGUAUGACUCUAGAGCAGGAAUUCAAUGAACCAGUUCCAACCCCACAAAGCGAUCAUCAGCUACCAAAUGAGCAGUGCUCAAUGAAAUUGAGAAAUCAAAUAUAUCAGCAGCCUAAUGAUAUCGAUGCUCUGACGCCAAGGGAUUUAGAUGUAUCGCCGAGGGUAAUUAACGAACCUUCGGCAAUCGAUGUGGGCGAUAGCCACAAUGAUACCGAAACCUUUUCGUGUAGUAUUUCGAUUGAUGAUAAUAGAAAGCAACAACCGCGAGGUACUGCAGCCGAUAAUCUAUCUUACGGAAAUGAUAUCAACAUGUUAGAAAGAGCAGGUGUUGGAAAAGAAGUUGGGGUUGUUCCUAAAGAUUCUAGUUUAACUGAAGAUGCAGAAGAAGUAAGCCAAGUGCAGACUAGAUUGUUCGAAAACGUGCAGGAAAAUACUCCCCAUUUGCGAACUGUUCCACUAGCCAGCCUUACCAUAAAUGAAACCAAUAUUCAAGAAAACACACAGCAGAUGUGCAACGACUAUCCGAUGGUGUGUGUCCACUCCUGGGCUACGGAACAAGAUUCACAUCUGAGCCAAGAAACGGUUUCUUCGCAACGUGGUAUAAACUCGCCAUCUCCACCACGACCCAUAAUGGCUGACAAUUCAAAGGAAUCAGGUGAAAUUGACUCCGAAUCACCAUAUAGAAUGCCACAUAAGCUAACGCAAUCCAUAGCAUCCUCACUGGAUGGCAUAGAAUCGAUCGAUAUGGAAACAAUGGUGCUGCUUAGACGCAAGAUGGAUAUCGAUGCUGAGAUCAUGAAGCUAGAUGCCGAGAGAAUGAGCAUUGAUCAGCAGCUUAUAAAGAAGCAUAACGAACGCAGUAGGCAAAUGAAUCGGCUAAGAAUGGCAUUAUUCACCUCGAUUGAAGGGGACAAUUGUCCCACAAAUGGGACGGAUAAGCAGAUGCUAGCUUGUAAGGACGAUGCGAAUUCCCCACCUAUCUGUACAAAAUUGGGGGAAAGAUCAAUGCAAGUGGAAGAUACUUCAGCCGGUCUCCAAGAAGCCCAUCUAGCAGGCAGUGGUCAGGAGCGAACUAUUAGACGUAUUACACGACUCAGUGAGAACAGUGAGCUAAUGCGAAUCUUCAAGCGACGUCGACUAUUAUCAGAGCGGUCGUCUGAUGAUAAUCCACUGACCGAGGAUGGUUUGCUAAUCGAGCAAUGAUCGGACAGAUCACUAAGACAAAUCCGUUUCAAUGUGUCAUUGCAUUGCAUUAUAAAGAGUGAUACAGUUAUGAAUUCUAGUGAACCGAUGCCAGAGUUUAGAUUUUAAUUUUAACUAAGUAAUUUGCAUAGUACAAUGUGUAACAUAAUAAAACUGUUCCAGCAUUUUCUUACCA
Molecule: messenger RNA, 4692 nt
Organism: Anopheles darlingi
Lineage: Eukaryota; Metazoa; Arthropoda; Insecta; Diptera; Culicidae
Exons: 3
Coding region: 360-4517 (1385 amino acids)
Source: RefSeq, a predicted model, not a curated record